Ceratina calcarata is the source of this 875-nucleotide messenger RNA. RefSeq lists its product as uncharacterized. The record is from RefSeq and is a predicted model, not a curated record. Bases 218 to 838 code for a protein of 206 amino acids. The transcript is spliced from 2 exons. NCBI's taxonomy places the organism in Eukaryota, Metazoa, Arthropoda, Insecta, Hymenoptera, Apidae. Gene Ontology annotation, cellular component: mitochondrion.
UCGAAAAUCAAACUGACGAAAAAGCGAAUUACCAACAAUGUAACUUUAAAGUUACAUACAGUCGUAUAUAAGGAAUGCCAACGCAUUUAUGUAAUUCGAGUUGUACCUCACAAGAGGGACGAUCCAGGACGAUCUUACUUUCUAUAUAUGCUGGAUCAAUUUACUUGAAUAUUUGCGUGAAUGUUUAUUUACCACGUGGAGUGAACUACAGUCUUCCAUGAAUUUCCUUACACUCCAAUUAUGCAGACGAUUGAGAUACUGCGCGUACGAUAGCACGAUAGUGAACAAUAUCGUUAAACGAUGUAGUCACGUAGCGGGCAACAAGGAACAUGUAUCAGAACCGAUUAAAUCAAAAUUAUUUCCAGAUUACAAUGUAGUCUAUAAUUUGCCUUACAUUACGGUCACUUAUAUAUUAAGUAGGCUAAAACGUAAUUGCACUAUUGUUACUGGUGCAGUCAUACCGAUAAGUUUAACUGUGAACUUGUUGGAUUUUAUCCCAAUAGAUGAUUGUUUUAUUGUAAUAGCUACUUGUUGUGUAAUGACAAUUUUAUUACAUGCUACCGGUUAUCUGUACAACAACGUAAUUGGAUCCAUGUGUAUCAAAGACAAAGAAAAAAUUGUAAUAUCAUAUAUAAAUUAUUGGGGUACACGAAUAGAUUUGAAGACUGACAUUAAUAAUGUUGAACUUUUGUCAGAAAUUCCCAUGAAAAGGUUGAAGUUCGGAGAGUUCAGGUAUUUAAAAAUCAAAUCUCCCGAGAAAAAAUUAAAACUGUUCGUAGCCCAUGGGAAGAUUUAUGAUAAAUCUGAGUUUCAUAAUAUUGUUGGUAAUUAUGAAUGAUAUAUUUAUUAACGAUAAAUAAAUAAUUUUAUUUGUA